Messenger RNA from Morone saxatilis (striped sea-bass), 887 nucleotides. RefSeq names its product heat shock factor protein 2-like. Gene Ontology annotation, molecular function: sequence-specific DNA binding; DNA-binding transcription factor activity. The record is from RefSeq and is a predicted model, not a curated record. Gene Ontology annotation, biological process: regulation of DNA-templated transcription. Lineage: Eukaryota; Metazoa; Chordata; Actinopteri; Moronidae.
AUAAGCAGUUGAUCCAGUACACAACAUGUCCCUUGCUGGCCUUCCUCGAUGGCUGCACCCCUACUCCAGAGGUGGAUUUUGUCACCGGUAGCAGCCCCAGCUCCUCCAACACCCACCUCCAGCCUUCUUCCAGCUCUGGUGCCUCUUUGGAGGCUGAGCCAGUCUCAGAGCUGCUGGACACCGACCUGGAGUCAAAGCAGGCAGCUCACAGCUCCCUGAUCCGCCUGGAGCCUCUGACAGAGGCGGAGGCCAGCGAAGAGACACUAUUCUACCUGUGUGAACUGACACCCGCUGGACUGGAGGCCGACUCCACCCAGCUUGAUGGAAUAUGAGCAGGAAUGGAACUGGUGUGACAGUGAUGCCACUCACACUGAUGUUGGUUCACCACAGACUACAUCCCUCCAUCCUCCAGACUGUACUGACCUUGUGUGUUAAUAUUCCCUCACCUCUCUGGCCUGAUGUGUUUGUUGAGAAGAAAGUUCCAGGCUGGUGUUUUACCACGUACACAUUUUUAUAUGUAAGACUUUUACGUUGAAGAGUUACAGAAAUAAGCCACAUCCUUGUCAUAUGUAGUAGUAAUAAUAAUAGUUUAGCAUUCACACACAUCCUACACAUACUAUACACACAGUAUGUCUGUAUCUGUCCAUUAUUGGUAAACAUCGAUAAAGCUCUCAGAAAUCCUAAAUAGAGGCUGAUCAUGUCUUCACAUCUUUCUCUUCUACAUCAACAGUAAUCCAGCAGACAUCUGUACAUCCCAUGGUUACAUCUGGACUUUCUGGCAGCAUUAUAGUUCCUGUUUACAUAACCCAAAGCAUGAUGGGAACUGUAGUACCAAAACAUUAUUAUCCCAAAUAGAAAUAAAAGAAAAACAAGCAAUGUGACAAACU